Anneissia japonica is the source of this 12976-nucleotide messenger RNA. RefSeq lists its product as uncharacterized. The record is from RefSeq and is a predicted model, not a curated record. The annotation marks the transcript as partial. Gene Ontology annotation, molecular function: calcium channel activity; protein binding; calcium ion binding. Gene Ontology annotation, cellular component: membrane. The transcript has 42 exons. Gene Ontology annotation, biological process: detection of mechanical stimulus. NCBI's taxonomy places the organism in Eukaryota, Metazoa, Echinodermata, Crinoidea, Comatulida, Comatulidae.
CUCAAAAGCUUGGUGUAGUUUACCUCUAUGUACCAGACCAUAUUGGAAAAGUAGAGGCUAUGUAUGAAUUUGACUACGGAAAUGGAGAUAAACUUCUUACCAGUGAACGCAACAUUUCGUACAGCUGGAACACAACAGGCACAUACACUGUCAAAUUGACUGCAUUCAACGACAUUAGUCGAUGGACUACUUUUAUAACCAUAAUGAUACAAGAUAAUAUUACUGGCCUAGCAUUUGUGAAUAGUUCGGCGACUGAAAUGAGAAAUCCAACAUACAAUGUCGCACCUACAUCAAUCAAUCAAGCUGCCACCAUUCUGUGGAAGACAGCAACUGGUACAGAUAUCAAUGUUAAUUUGACCAUUGGGGAUACUCCUAUCCAUCUUGAUCCUGGCCAGGACAUCUAUUUGGAAUCUCUUUCCUAUAAUAGCAAGACACUGACAAAUGUGUAUGCAAUAAACAAUGGUUUUGGGCGGUCAAAGAUCAGUAUGUCAAAUGCCGUGUUUACUUGCAGCUCGGGUACUUACAGUUUAGACUCUGGUUGGAUGUCGGCCACGUCGGCACAGUAUGAAAAUAUUAAGGUUGACUUAAAGGCCCAUUACACUAUACUUGGAAUUGUGGUCCGUGGAAGUGAUAAUAAGUGGGUAACUUCAUUUGAUAUUAAAUUUAGUGGCCAAGACUUUAUCCACACCGUUAUUCCUCGUCACGAGCUGUUUGAAGGUAACGAAGAUGCGGUAACACCAGUAACGCACAUGUUCCAAGCACCUGUUGUAACACGGUACCUCCUAAUUAAUGUUUAUGCAUAUAGUGAAGCUGGUAUUGGUUUAAAGUUUGACCUUAUUGGACGAAAAGCCUUUGAACUCUGCAGAGACCCUUUUGGGAUGGAAGAUGAGAGAAUAUUAGACUCUCAAAUUACUGCAUCAUCAAAUAGUCAGCCGGCGAGAAGAAAUAGCGGUACAGUUUGGACACCAAGUUCUGAUGAUGUGAGCCAAUGGAUACAAGUUGAUCUAUUAGAAUUAAAAACUGUGACAGGCGUGGCUAUUCAGAAAGACCUCAACGAUAAAAACAACGCACUGCAGGAGUUCUCAAUCGCUUAUAGUCUUGAUGGCAACAAGUGGCGUAACAUACGACGACCAAGUGAUGGAGCCUUAUGGACUGCGACUCUUAGUUCUCAGACAACAUUAUACGAUGAGUGGGUUGAAUUUCCUGAGGCUUUGUCGACACGUUUUAUUCGCAUUAGACCAAUACAAUGGACUGGCACACCAUCCCUGGCUUUUGAGAUAUAUGGCUGCGGAGGGGGACGCUACAAUGAGUUGCUAGGCUUAGGGGACAGCGUAAGUGCUUCCGGGAGUGGGGUAGAUCAGGCAACCUUGGAUUCUGACACAGCAUGGGCUUAUUCAGCCUCAGCAGGCUCAUCCGUCGAUUUAGAUAUCAGUUUCAACGAUCCUCAUCUUCUUCUCGGUAUAAUCACUCAAGGCCACCCGACCAAUAGUGAAUGGGUUUUAACUUACCAAAUACAGUACAGUCUCGACGGUGUAAUUUACAGAAACAUGUAUGAAGAAACGGCUAACACACUUAAGGUUUUUAAUGGGAACAGUGAUUCUAACACAAAAGUAAGGACAAUAUUUCCAUAUCCUGUACUUGCUCGAAAUCUACGAGUCCAAAUAUUAACUUGGUCUAGCUCCAUUGGAUUACGCUAUAGUGUUGUAGGAACAAAGGUACCUAUGGUUGGGAUUGAAACAGUAGGUAUUACUGAGUAUCCUACGGAGUCAUUUCACUACUCGAGUGGAAGUUUUUCUAGCUACAUAUGGGAGCCAUUAACUGAUGAUCCCCAGCCAUGGAUAUAUGUUGAUCUCUUUUUUGUAACCAUCGUUACUGGUGUUAAACUGCUGCCCGUUGGUAGUGGGGGCAUGGUGACAGAGUUCCAAUGCAGCUACAGUGACGAUGCCUUCAAUUGGAAGUUCUUUGCUGACAUAAAUGAUAGACCUUUGAAUUUCACUGGAUUAUCAGAUUCCAACGCGCGAUUAAUAAUGUUUUCAGAAGAAGUUCUAGCAAGAUUUGUACGGCUACAUAUGGGAGAGUGGACCAGUGCACCAACAUUGUCAUUUGAAGUGCUAGGCCAACAGGGUAAAGGACAGAUCAGGUUCACAGCCCACGAAGCCAUGGAGGUACCGAUAAGUAUAGAUGCCUACAAUAACAUUAAUAGAUUGACUUUAGUCGACGAGGUUAUAUACCAAGAGUACAUUACAUUUUAUCAUCUUGUUCAACCAGCUCCGUUCCCGAUUGGCAAUAACUUACUGGUCGUCAUUCACACUGACCUCUCUACUGACCCACAGUUCGAGGGAAUAUUUGAUGGAGUCGCUCUAAAUCAGUCGGUAUUUAGUUACAACCCAACUACCCACCUUGGACUUGUUAAUGUCCCCAGUAAUUUGUAUUCUGAAAUAGGAGACCAUGAUCUUAUUGUAACUACGGAAAACCUUAUCAGCGGUCCAUACGAGUCUUCUGUGGUUAUCCGUGUGCAAUAUAUGGUAACAGACCUUAACAUAUCUGUUUCUGAGCCAUAUAUAAAGACUGAUUAUGAAAUGUCUGUAUACUAUGAUGUAGAACGUGGUUCUGAUAUGAACUGCACAAUAGACAUGGGAGACGGAAAUGUUUAUACACGUCACGAGCCAGUAAUGCUUCGAGGUAAUCAUGAAUCGACUGUCCCACAUACUUACCGUGACCCAGCUACUUACACCAUCACCAUUGAAUGCGUGAAUGAUGUCAGCAAUGACUCUAUAGACAUAACGGUCAUAGUUCAAAACGAGGUGACUCUUAUGAGCGAAACCCAUGAAGAACUGGUUGAAAUAAUAUGUCCAGAUCCUGGAGUUUUGGACGUUGCAUACGUGUUUGCUGGCGCUUCCAAUAGAAAACCAACUGAUGCUAUAGCAGUGUAUAAUUUCACUGGGGAUUCCUCGUUUAAUAUAACUGUCGAUUUGGUUGUGGUUAACGUAAAUGAGGAAUUCAUCCAAAAGCUCAACAUCUCACAGUGGGGUUCAUUUGAAGUUCAUGUUUCUGUCCAUAAUCUUGUCAGUGAAUUUACUUUCUCGUUCCAUCUCGAAAUUGAGGAAGUUAUUAAUGGUCUGCGAAUACAGCCGAAGAUACCACACUGGAAAGUAGAUGAACCAGCUGUGCUGGAUUUCUUAGUUGACUGUGGCUCACGCAUAACAUAUGAAAUCACCGAUUUUGGCGAUAGCUUUACCCAUACCAUAAAUCCUCAAGAUAACAUUACUAUCACCCAUAGCUACAGUGAGCCUGGGUUCUAUCGCAUAUCAGUGACAGCCACAAACGCAGUGUCAUCAUCCAGUUAUGUUAUGACCACUGACGUCAUAAUACAACAUCCGGUAACUAACUUUUUAGUUGGGGCACGAUAUUUGAACAAAUUAGAAACCGAGCUAAUGUACAUUGAAGUACCUAUCAAUUUGUAUAGAGAGAACAGCGUACCGCAUCCUACCGAUGCAUUCUAUACCAUUGAUUUAGGCAACUCGGUUUACUGUCAAGAGGGUUGUACAUUAGACUCGGGCAUGGAAAACUUUCAGGAUUCAUCACUCAACAGUGAUACACACACAAACAUUAUAUCUUUUUCUCAGACUUAUGUAGUGGCCAAAUUGUACGAUGUAAAAUAUAUAGUAUGGAACCUUGUUUCGAAUGAAACAUACACCAAACAAAUAUGGAUAUUUGAAGAGAUCACAGAGUUAGAAGAUUAUGUAAAGUUCAACUGGGUUUCUUUAAGCGGAGCAGCCGCUAAUAAUGCCACAUUCGAUCAAGAUUUCUUUGCAUUUGUGAACAAAAUGUACGUACCGUUAGAACGCGCUACUGUCAUGACUGCCGACUUUGUAACCGGCACUGAAAUAACUUAUGUGUGGGAUUUUGGCGAUUUUACAAAGCCAGCUGUCGAAUCCAUCGUAACAACACGUGAGCCAAGAGGUUACUAUUGGUAUAGCAAACCAGGUGAAUACAUUGUAACAUUAAACGCUUCUAAUCCAGUACAUUAUCAGACUGUGCAAUCAAAAAUUGUAGUACAGGCAUCGACAACCGAAACUUAUUUAGUUGAUAGGGGCCCGAUGCCCAAAAAUUAUACAGCUUAUUUUGAUCUUCAACUGGGUUCAGUUCCAACUGAUGCAUGCUAUUACAUCAACUACAUUGAUGAAAGUUCUGAAAGUCACUGGAUAGAAUUCUACGGAACUCGCUCUGUAUGUGAGGAUGAGUACAAAGAGGACUUCAACAGUAUUUUCCUACGAUUUACAUCACUCGACUCUUUGGAUAUUUGGGAGCAGAAAUUCGAGAGAAAUGAUGAUCCCAAAACUGAUAUCGUUUUAGAAAACAAGUUCAUGACAACAGGUGGAUAUAAUCUGAAAUUUAUUGUUCAUAAUUACGUAUCCCGGAAAGAACUAAAUGUUUUUCACGUAGUAACAAAUGCGCCUUGCUUCACACCGGAGGUCAAUGUUUCAUCAGAGAAUCGUUGCAACACCAACUACCCGUGCUACCAAAAUACUGAGUAUAGAGAAUACAGAGCAUCUAUGAAAAUUACUGUUUCAUCCAGUAUCGCCAUUGACUGCAAAUCAACAAAGAUUGCUAAUUACACAUGGACCGCCUACAAGCAAUUUAAUAGUAGAAGGGGAUCUUACGAAGAAGAAUAUCCGCUGUCACCUGAUCUAGUUAAAGGAGGAUCGCGUCUAUUAAUUUUGGAACCAACAGCACUUGAGUAUGGGACAUACAGAUUCGAAUUGAAUGUUUCAAUGUUUGGCGAAAUAGGGCUUUGGGCUAUUGAUUCUACGACCUUAGUCGUUGUACCAUCUCCGUUGAAGAUUGGGAUUGACGGCGGUGAAAUUCGUAUCAUCCCAUGGGAUCAAACUAUUACUGUAGAUGCUUCACUGUUAACCUACGACCCUGAUAAAAGUAUGGAUGAUCAAUCUGGUAUGAGAUUUAUUUGGAUGUGUCGGCGCAAGACGUAUAAACCACGCAACGAGAGUAUUCCACGUAUCGAGAAUCUAGAAACAUUUCAAGUAUGGAAUAGUGAUUAUACAACAUUAGAAGAAGAGUCGGAAAUCAACCCUGAAUUUGACCCUAAAAGAGACCCUGAAGAUGUUGGUGGCUGCUUCGGUCGCUACAAUCAAGAAGGCAGUCCAAGUCCCGGUGGCAUUUUGAAUUUCACCACGGCAACAAUGACAUUUAACACAACUGGUAUGUACUGGGAUAUGUUGUACGAAAUUAUAUUGGUGGUAAUGAAGGAUACAAGGAGAGCGGAAAUCAUGCAAGAGCUGGACGUCAGUGAAGGAGACCCCCCUGAUAUGAAGAUCACAUGUAAAGUAAAUUGCAACGAAAAGAAAAAUCCUACAAAUAGAUUUUCACUCGAAGGAAGAGACAGAAAAUGGAAAAGAGGAGUUGUAUAUUACUAUAGAUGGGAAAUUCAGCAUCGUAGAGAUAACGUCUUCUGGUUUAUAAGCACUGAUGAGUGGCUACCAAAGUCGGGCACGGGAAAUAAUGUUGCUAAUCUAUGUUUAGACCCCGGAGUAUUUUUGGAGCUUGAGACUUACAAAAUUCGACUCGUUGCUUCCAGGAACAAAGAUUUUAGUAACGCUGGUCUUGCUACUUCAACCUUCUUAACCAACGAGCGACCUACAUUAGGUUACUGUACUGUGUCGCCGUCGAGUGGGAUCGCAACUGACACUCCUUUUAUGAUUAAAUGUUUUAAUUACACGGAUGUUGAUACGCCGCUGUCAUACCAGUUUUCCAUUCGCUCAAACAAUGCAACCGAAUGGAACAUCGUUCACACAGGCACUAGUUCAGAAAUGGCAAAAACAUCUCCAUUUGGGCCAGGAGACCCGGAUAAAGACUACAUCAGGACCAUACGCGUAGUUGUCACAGACGGUAUCGGUUCGUUCCGGGUAGAUGAAAGCAUGACGGUUAAGGUGUUGAGUAUGCCGAUAGCUAUGAUGCUAAAUAAAGUAGAUGUUGUCAUAAAUGAUAUAGAGAACUAUGUUUCUGGAGGUGACACUGCUGGUGCUUCCAACCUUAUUAGCGCAGCCGCCGGCAUUAUCAACAUGGAUUCUAACUCCACAGAGGGACGUACGUUUUCGACUUCUUUGAUGAUAACCGAAGUUGUUGGACUGGAUUUGAAUAACGUAGGCGAUCAAACAUCAGCAGAAUACAAUACCCUCGUUGACAAAGUUACCGCUUGGUUUGAUGAAGUACUAGGCUCAGAUGAACUAUAUCUUGAAACAGAAGUACAGACGUUCAUUGCAUCCGAAUCUAUUGUGUUGGUGGGUUUCAUAUUUACACUAGAAUCAACUCACACCACAUCAAGCAUAGCCACAGUCCUUGAAACGACGUCUCAAACUGGUGAAAUCAGCUACAACACUGGUCCGUUUACAGUAACAGCUCGAACUUCGUCAGAAACUACUGCCCAAUUGGUUGAACUUAGAAGAGUGAUGGUCGAUGGAUUGUACGAAUUAAGCAAAAACAUCCCCAGUAUUGGUAUAAUGAAACAGAUGUCCAAUGCUAUGUAUUCGGUGGCCAGCAAGCCAGAUCAACUUAGUCAAGAAUCGAAGUCGAAAUUAAUAGCGGCUGCGGAAAACUUUGCAUAUGCGGUUGACUCCAUUUCGGGUGGGGAUGUAAGUGCAGAAGAAGUUGAAGACGCCGUGAAAACAGUUAUGAGCGCAUUAGGAAAGUCUUUCGCGGAAUCCAAGAAUGAUGUUGCCAGUGACGAGGACGCUUCAGAAACAGAGAGUACUGAUGAAAGCGAUGAAGUUUUUGGAACAGAAUCUCCAUUAUCUGCAAGUGAACAGUUGAAAUUGGAAAACGCAGAGAUGGGAUUGUAUGUGAUGGCUCUACUGCAGAAUAAAGUGGCGUCGAUGAUGGUCACUGGACAAAAUAAUGUUAUCAUUGAUUCUGGAGACAUAGCAUCGGAAGUUAGCAAAGCCUUCACGGAAAGUUUAAGCAAUGCAACAUUUGGUGGUGCUGGUGGUAAUAAAUUCGGUCUUCCGGACAUUAAAGCCAUUGUUGGAGAUGGAAACGAAACAACUGCUGAUGUAGAGAUUAAGUCUUCAUCACAAAGCAACAACCCUUUUGGAGGAUCGACUGGUGGAGAUGGACCCAAAGGAGCUCUUGUUUCUAUGGAUAUGAAGAAUGACACUGGCCAGCAAAUGGUGGUGCGCGACAUUCCAGAACCAAUUGAAAUAAGCGUAUGUCGUUCUGAUAAAGAUCUUGGAGCAACAUCGGAUAAUUCUUCCAACGAUAUCGUAUGGACGUAUUCUGAAACAACAAUGUCUGGUACACCUAUGCAACUCUCAAAACUUAACAAUGUUGCAGGAAACAGUGCACUUUUCCUUAAUAUUGAGGCAAUUGGGGAAGAGCCUGCGGAGGAUGAAGAUGAAGAAAUCACUUGGGAUGUUGAAUCAUACACCCUUUAUGUGUUUGUCUCCUUCAACGAAGAUCCAAGCGAAAGUAGCCAUCAUGUAAACUGCACACUUCAGCAGUGGUUAAAACCAUUAAAUGCAACCAAACCGCCAGAAUACUACGACCGCCCUUGGAAUGGAACACUUUAUUCAGAAAUUCUUGGAGAGACUAGAUGCUACUUCUCUAACUUGGAGCUAGAAAGUUAUCUGAACGGAUCAGGAAACACUGUAAACAUUGGGGUAAGACAUGUAUUUGGAGCAAAUCUUACAGAGGAAGAAGAAGAUUCAGAGCACGCGUUUUCGCCGUUAAGAUAUGCCAUCUCUUUCUACACCUCGAAAUGUAUGUACUACGACGCGGAGAGUAAACAAUUCAAAUCGGAUGGAUGUGAGGUUGGAUCGAAUUCUGAUCGGUUAUGCACCCAGUGCUUUUGUACUCAUUUGACGUCAUUUGGAGGCGGGUUCUCUGUGCCAAUGAACACAAUAGAUCUCAGCGAGUCUGCUUUCACCAAACUCGGGGAAAAUCCGGUAGUCUUUGUUUUCAUGACAGUAUGCAUCUGUAUAUACACUGUAGUCAUCAUUUGGGCACGCAAAGAAGAUCAGCGAGACAAAAUGCGAGCCGGUGUCACCCCCAUGAGCGACAACGAUCCACGUCAUCGCUAUAACUACGAACUUACUUUCUUCACUGGCGUGCGUAAAAAUUCAUCCACGACAGCUAACGUCUCCUUUAUACUCCAAGGUGAGAACGGUGAAACAGGAAUCAGAGUUGUCAAGGAUAAAAAACGAAAACUUUUUGAACGCGGUGGAAUCGAUUCUUUUUUGAUGGCCGUACCUAAGUCACUUGGAACUAUGGUACAUUUAAGAAUCUGGCACGAUAACAAAGGGAAACGUCCAUCAUGGUUUCUUAGUCGUGCGUCAAUCAAAGACUUGCAGACAAACAGGAUAUACUACUUCAUGUUGGAUAAGUGGUUGGCUGUGGAAGAGGAUGACGGACAGAUUGAACGCAUCAUACCGGUAGCAGGAAUGAGUGAACUGACAAGUUUUGGACACCUUUUCUACAGCAGAACCCGUCGCAACUUAAGCGACGCUCAUCUGUGGUUUUCUGUCUUCAUGCGUCCAGCUAAAAGCACAUUCAACCGAUGCGAGAGAGCAACAUGUUGCCUGUCAUUGCUCUUCUGUACAAUGAUGGCAAAUAUCUUUUUUUAUGGCCAAGACGUCACAGGUGGUGCUGGUAGUGCCCUGAAGGUUGGUCCAAUUGAACUCUCACUGGGUCAAAUUGUUGUUGGAGUAAUCAGUAGCUUAAUGGUGGUCCCAGCCAACGUUAUCAUUGUCCAACUUUUUCGACUGUCGAAACCUAUGAUGCCGAAUGACAGGUGCUGUGGAUGCUGUUGUCCGAAGAAGCGGAAAAACAAAUACCUUGCACAAGGUUCUCGGCUGUCUCUUGUGUCUAGUUUAUCGGCAGAUCUUUCCAAAAAAAAAGCCUCUAUGGAUGGAUCUGAUGAAUUGAAAGAACAAUUAGACCUAUUGGAAGCAGGAAGUCGGAUGCAGAGCCGGGCAGGUACUGCUAAGCAUGGAACAACAAGCCGCAUGUCAUGUGUGUCAAAUUCCGGUAUUGAUGUGAUGGAGGCACCAGAAAAGUCCGACGUCAAAGAGAUGAAACCAGUCCUUGGCUACAAGAAGACAAAGAAGAAGAAAAAAGAUCCAAAUCCACUUCCUUGGUGGUUUGCAAUAUUUGGUUGGAUCUUAGCCUGGAUGACCAUUGGCGUAGCUUUCUGGCUAACCAUUGAAGUUGCCGGUGGAUUUGGCAAAGAAAAAGCAACUGAAUGGCUGACGACAAUAGGAAUUUCUCUUGUGCAAGAUAUUCUAGUUUCUCAGCCGAUUAAGGUCCUGAUGUUGGCGACUUUCUUCUCGCUCGUCAUCAAAUCACCAGACAAAGAAGAUGACAGCCAAUCACCGCAUCUUGAAAAAGAUGAAGAGUGGUUACAUGAAAGAUUAACAGAGGAAGAAUUGAACGAUCCAUCUAAACUUGAGGAAUUUCAGAAACAGAGGGAUGCAGAGGUAGCCAACUCAUUGCCACCAGAUGAAGAUGAAAUCAAUGAAAUGAGGGAAUUCAGGUUUAAAGAAAUGCAAAUGAAUGCAAUUUUACGCGAAAUAUCUAUCUACUUGCUAUUUCUGUAUAUACUGAUGACUGUGUCUUUUGGAAAUACUGACCCGACUGCAUUUGCCUUUAGAGAAACUAUGCUUGAUAGCUUCGUACAUGCAUCUUACCAUGGCAAAAUGCCAUUCUCCUCGGUUGCCUCUCGCGAUUACUUCUGGAAUUACACUCAGAACGUAAUGAUUCCAAGUCUGUUUGCUGGUCAACUAUUGAAUGGAGAGCUAGAUGAGUUUGGCCUCAAGCAAGCACUUGUGGCUGACCAUACCUCGUCACUUGUUGGAAUUGCACGUAUGAGGCAAUUAAGGGUCAUACCAGAUUUGUGUGAAAUUCCUGAGAUUAUGUCAAAGACAGUUGAUAGUUGUCGUCCAGCGUACGGCGCAUUCACAGAAGACGACCGCUAUUUUUAUGAACGAUGGGUUUUAGCCAAUCAAACUCAUCCACCGGAAUACAAAGGUUUAAUGGACGUCUGGCGCCACCAAUCAUGGUUUGAUUUAGGAUCACUGCCAUAUUGGGGGAAAACGGCGGUAUACGGAGGGGGUGGUUAUAUUGCUGAGCUUGGAAAAACCGUUGAGGAUGCGUGGGCCAUUGCCGACUACCUCCGCAAUUCUAAGUGGGUGGACCAGUACACCCGCGCCGUGUUUUUUGAGUUCUCCGUCUACAACCCAGUGAUAAAUUUCUAUGCCGUAUCGUACAUGAUCGCAGAGUUUUUGCCACAGGGAGGUGCCGUGCCAUAUUACCAUUUCCAGACAUUGAAACUUGAUCGUUACUUUGGUCCAUACAGCUAUAUUGUGCUUGCUGCUGAGGCUGGCAUGUGCGUAUUCACGCUCUGGUUUGCAUUUAAAGAGUUCAAACUGAUUAAAAAAGAGAAGAAAAAGUACUUCAAGGACCUUGGCAACAUCGUCGAGUUCAUAACGUUGGCGCUGUCGGUGACGGCAUUUGUGACGUACAUGUACCGAACAUUUGUUGCCAAAAAGCUUAUGGCAGAACGAGACGAGUUCCCGAAUAAAUUUCUAAAUUUCCAGUAUGUUGGGCAGUGGGAUCAGCUAUUUUGUUGGAUGAUUGGGCUGAUACUGUUCAUAUCGACAAUCAAAUUCAUGAAACUGUUGCGUUUCAAUAAGCGUAUGUUGCUGCUGGCGCAUACGAUUAAAACAUGCUGGAUGGAACUGCUUCUGUUCUUUAUGAUGUUCAGCGUGAUCUUUGCUUCAUACGCUUGUGCCGGGUUCAUGUUGUUUGGAAAUAGCAUGAUUGACUAUUAUACGAUGGUGACAACACUGGAGUCUUUGUUUGCUACACUUUUAGGUAAUUUCAACUUCGAUGAGAUGGUUGGUGUGAAUCGAGUUUUAGGACCAAUAUUCUUCUUCAGCUUUACCCUGACAAUCGUCUUUGUACUAAUGAACAUGUUCAUUACCAUCAUUAAUGAGGCUUUCUCCGUUGCCAAGGAAGAGAAUGAGAAGCUGAAAAAUGAGUUGGAGAUAGUGGACUUCAUGGUUCGCCGCUUUAAAGAAGUAACUGGAUUUGCAGAGAAGAGAGUUCUCAAACCUAAGAGACGUCACAGAUAUGUGGAAGGAAUUGAACCAAUUCAACUGGAGUGUGACGAAAUGCAACAAAAGCUGAUACUGAUGGUAGACCAAUUGAAUGAGUUCAUUCGUAAAGAGAAGGUGGAAGAACUAGGCGAAGAAGCCACCAAGAGUGCUCCACGACCAAUCUUCAUAGCAAACUAAGACAAAAUCAGUGAGACGCGACUGCCAAGAGAUUUGAAGCAUCUGGGAAUACUAACCAUCUUUAUUAAAAUGUCGUGUGGAAGUAAUCUAGAAAUUAAAACCUUGUGGGGUCCCCAAUAGGGUGAAAUAUUAUCGUAUUCAGCUUUCCUCUUCACUUUUUUCGUUCAACUUUCAUUUAUACCUUUUAAAAUUGUGAAUAGGAUUGUAUUCAAUUACACCAUCAUGUUUAUGUAAAUACAAUACAGGCCUAUACCGGUACUUCGGUCUUAUUUGAGAUUGUUAACCUAUGAACAUCAAUCGUUUAAGCAGUUUUUGGUUUUCUGUUUCACCAUGAGAGCUUCAAUCAAUUAUCAUAAUAAAUUUUACAUGAAAGAAAACACCCAGAGUCCAGUAUCGGCCAAAAUUCUGGUAAUAAUAUUAUUCCUAUAUUAUAUUUAAUAAUGAUUAUAAUUAUACAAGAAUAUUAUUAUUAUUAUUGUUAUUAUUAUUAUUAUUAUUAUUAUUAUUAUUAUUAUCAUCAUUAUUAUUAUUAUUACUAUUAUUUAUAUUGUUGUGGGGAUUUAUUUGAAUGUUCUUGUUAGACUAAACUUCUGUAACCACUUACAGUGGCUAUCUGGAGUUAAUAUCGAUUGUAAGUUUUCUAAAAUAUUAUCGUAUUGUACAAAUUUCAUAAAUAACGUGAAUUUAGGUAGCACUUCUAUAAAUAUAUACUACCCGGAUAUGAUUAUUUGUAUAUGGUUUAUGCUUUUAGAUACCGAAAUAUGUGUAAAGUAAUAUAUUACAUAGUCGACGGAAGCAUUUCGCAAGUGGUCCGGCCAUUAUUGAAAAAACGGGUGGGAGGGGGGACGGGUUGUUAAAAUACAGACCCGCUAUCCCUAUCCCACGGAUACAGAAUUUAAAGUUAGUGGGGUCUGAGUGUAUGUCCACUCCAUCUCCCCCAUGACACAUGGAUGCCCGAAAAUCGAUGCUGGCAACCUUUAGAGCUUACCCCUCUCCCUCAAACGGCAGUCACAAUAUUUAAAGUUAGCAUGAGGAUAGAGUGUACCUACUUCAGCCCCACCAUGGUUCAGGCUGAGGUGAGCAAAUUCUUUAAAUAUGUCACCUGGAUGCCCGGAAACAGCAGAUGGCGAACUUGUAGAGCCUUUACCCUUCCACAUCCUGUACAUGGGUAGACACAAGAUUUAAAGUUGGUGUGGACUAGACCUCAUACCCACUUCAGCCUCUACAUGGUUAGGGCUGAGGUGGAAAUUUUGAAAAUAUUGCACCUCUCUCUAGAUGCCCGAAAAUGCUGGCUGACAAUAAUUGUAGAACCACUAUCCCUCCCCGUCAAUGGGCAGACAGCAUUUAAAGUUUUAUGGGAUAUUGAAUUCAUACCUACCUCAAUCCACCAUGGUGGGCCUAAAGUGAACAAAUUUUGAAAAUAUGGCAUCUCAGACACCCAAAAAUAGUAACUGGGAACCUGCAAAGUAGCUACCCCCAUUAAAACUCGAUACAGGGGCAGAAACACAAUGAAGUCGUCUGCAUAUCAGAAAAUUCUAGAUAUAAUACUAGUGAGACCGACAUAACUAUCGUUAAUAUUUUUAUCAGUAUUACCGAUUAUUAGACGAUUUUAAUUGUCUAAACAGUAAAAAAUGGAAUGAAUAAAUAGUGUAAAAAUUCGUCAAUAAAGU